This is a messenger RNA of Colossoma macropomum (tambaqui), 1114 nucleotides long. It is a transcript of the gene bloc1s2, whose product is annotated as biogenesis of lysosomal organelles complex-1, subunit 2. Gene Ontology annotation, cellular component: BORC complex; gamma-tubulin complex; BLOC-1 complex. The record is from RefSeq and is a predicted model, not a curated record. Gene Ontology annotation, molecular function: gamma-tubulin binding. The transcript is spliced from 5 exons. Gene Ontology annotation, biological process: lysosome localization; endosomal transport. NCBI's taxonomy places the organism in Eukaryota, Metazoa, Chordata, Actinopteri, Characiformes, Serrasalmidae. Bases 44 to 583 code for a protein of 179 amino acids.
UCACGUGCUGAUCAAGUCUAGUCAUGUGAUAGUGGAAGUGAAGAUGGCGGCCGCAGGAGAGGAGGCAGCUGCGCUGGACAGUGUUGUUAGAGUAGCUUCACCUCCGGCGGUGCUCAACCUCAGAACCGACACUGACCAAAGGGAGGACGUGGGCCAUGAUGGUGCGAGCGAAAACGUGGGGCCUGCACCCAAAAAGCCCACCAAUAACAAUGACGGUGGUGUGGAAACAGCAGAAGAAGCUACUGAGCCUGCUGAACCUGACAUCAAUGAACUCUGCAGAGACAUGUUCGACAAAAUGGCAGUUUUUCUGCAAGGAGAGCUCACAGCCACCUGCGAGGACUAUAAACUUCUGGAGAAUAUGAACAAACUCACCAGUCUAAAGUACAUGGAGAUGAAGGACAUAUCAAUCAACAUCAGUCGCAACCUACAAGACCUCAAUCAGAAAUAUGCUAGCUUGCAGCCAUAUCUAGAUCAGAUAAACCAGAUUGAGGAACAGGUUACAGCUCUGGAGCAAGCAGCAUAUAAACUGGACACAUAUUCCAAAAAACUGGAAGCCAAGUUUAAGAAACUAGAGAAGCGGUGAAUUGUUUGUGGUGAAAUGAAGGCCCACAAAGAACACAUCUGCCCUGUCUGCUUUAGGAGGCUCCCCAGCAAGCUGCUGCUUCUAGCAUUAGUUGGUUUACAGUAAGAGCCCAAAAUGCACCAAACCACUAACGGUCUUUUGAAACAUAUAGUUUGAUGAUUAUCACAGUUUCUGGCUUUGGCUCACAAGUUUUGUGGAAAGGGCCCACAGCAGUGUCCACAGUGGUCCAUGUAAAGCAUGGACAAUAUGGAAUAUAGUGUUUGAAGUUCACAUAUCAGUGCCAUGCUGUGAUCCUGCUGUUGACAGAUAUACUGAAGGAAUAAGAAAGACCUGUCGUGACAAAACAAGCCCAGUCAUUGACUGCAUAGUCGGUUCAUAAAGCAUGACUAAAUGCUCACCUAAUGUCUGAUUUUCUAUUUAUAAAUUCCUCAAUAGGCUGUAAAUUAGUGACUGAUGUUCAUUUUUUAUGACUAGAAGUGCAAAUAUUUCUGUGUUUGUUUUUGUUGUUGCUUAUUUCUUUUUUUUUUUCAA